Molecule: messenger RNA, 900 nt
Organism: Cynoglossus semilaevis (tongue sole)
Lineage: Eukaryota; Metazoa; Chordata; Actinopteri; Pleuronectiformes; Cynoglossidae
Gene: myl2a
Product: myosin, light chain 2a, regulatory, cardiac, slow
Exons: 7
Coding region: 86-595 (169 amino acids)
Molecular function (GO): calcium ion binding
Source: RefSeq, a predicted model, not a curated record
UGUGAGCUGGUGCUACAAAAGGCCACCCAUCAUCUGCCCAUUGUUCUCUGGCAUCAUUGUUUGGUCUGACCUCAGCUGCUCAGUCAUGGCCCCCAAGAAAGCAAAGAAGAGGACAGCAGAGGGAGCCAACUCCAACGUGUUUUCCAUGUUUGAGCAGGCUCAGAUCCAGGAAUUCAAAGAGGCCUUUACCAUCAUGGAUCAGAACAGAGACGGCUUCAUCGACAAGAAUGACCUGAGAGAUACCUUUGCUGCACUCGGUCGGCUCAAUGUAAAACAGGAGGAGAUCGAUGAGAUGCUCAAAGAGGCUCCAGGCCCCGUCAACUUCACCGUCUUCCUCACCAUGUUUGGCGAGAAGCUGAAAGGUGCUGAUCCUGAGGAAACCAUCCUCAACGCCUUUAAAGUCUUCGAUCCUGAGGGAAAGGGUGUGCUGAGGAAGGACUAUGUGACACAGAUGCUGACAACACAAGCUGACCGAUUCUCCGCAGAAGAGAUGGAGCAGAUGUUCGUUGCCUUCCCUCCUGACAUUGCAGGGAACCUUGACUACAAGAACCUGGUUCACAUCAUCACCCACGGAGAGGAAAAGGACCAGGAAUAGGCAGGACUUCUUUCAGACCCGCUGAAGGAGAUAUGAACUGUCGGUUAUUUACUCGACCCCCGCCCCCCGUGUUGGCUGCAUAUCUGUUAUUGUACAGCACCCACCGAAGAGCAGAAGAGGAUCAAAGUUCAAUGUUUCCCUCCAGGCCUUGAAAAAGGGGGCAUUAAAACAGCAUCAAAUUACUCUUGUUUUCCAAUUUGUCUUGGAAUGGUCAUCUUGACAGACUCAUGUGACUCUGUUCUGUAAACUGAUAUGCCGGUCGAUCUUCAUGUGCCUGUUUGUCCAAUAAAAGUUUUAAAACUCAC